Molecule: messenger RNA, 3020 nt
Organism: Sphaeramia orbicularis (orbiculate cardinalfish)
Lineage: Eukaryota; Metazoa; Chordata; Actinopteri; Kurtiformes; Apogonidae
Gene: spdya
Product: speedy/RINGO cell cycle regulator family member A
Exons: 7
Coding region: 992-1834 (280 amino acids)
Biological process (GO): positive regulation of cyclin-dependent protein serine/threonine kinase activity
Molecular function (GO): protein kinase binding
Source: RefSeq, a predicted model, not a curated record
UUAGCAUAUUUGGUAUUGAAGUAAUCCAAAAGUAACUGAAAGUAAUAGUUAUAUUACUUUAAUAUUAUGGUACUUGGAUUACUUUACUGAUUACAUUUUUAACAGGUAACUAGUAACUAUUAGAAUACAUUUUUAAAGUAACCCUCCCAACCCUGGUGGUUGAUGAACACAUCAGUCACCUAAAAAUAUGGUAAUAGUUUAGCGAGAACAGCACUUAGAUAAAUUAAAUAGAAUCACUUAAUAUAAAGAUGCUGUGAUCACAGAUUUGAAUCCCUGUGGUGUGAAGAGACAGAGCCAUUUUUAAAGUGAUAAGAAACUGUUUUGGCAACUUAAAAUACAGUUUAACACCCACCUUUCUAUCUGUAAAUUAUAUUUUAUUACAGAGUGGCACCUCAUUGGCAUAAUGUUGCAUUAACAGUUACAAAUGACAACAAUCUGCAGAGUGUGAAGUCAGAAAAUAGUAUUUUCCAUGAGUUAACCACAUAGCUAAUCUCUGCAAGACAAAAGUUGAUUAAUAAAAGUGAGAAAUCAUUAUAUAUGAAUGCCAUGAUUUUUGUGCAUCGUGAACAAGUACUCACAAUUCCAGGUAAUUCCAGGUAUGGAAAAAAUGUGGCCGCAUAUUAAUAUCCCUCAUGUCAAAACUAAAACUGAAUCAAUAUUUAUACAAGAAAAUGUAUCCUACAAGCAGUGCAGGUUUCAGAGUGUUUUUCAUGGCAUUGGCAUGCAGUCAAGCUAAAAAUUUGUGGCAGUUAUUUUUUCAACAUAGUGCAAUCUGAAUUAAUACAUUUCUGGUAUUUUUUGGACUGUAAAAUCAUUUAUUUUCUAAAGUAAAAAUUUACAGUUUGUACUUGGAUGUUGAGUAUGGUCUUCAGUGUCGACUGUGGUGUGUAAAAUUCCAGAGGCAUUUUACAUACAGUCUUUAUUUUUCUUCCUUUCAUUUGCAUGGAGGGCACACAGGAGACCUGUCACUAUAGAUGAGUCACACUGAAGCAUGAUGAAGCAUACACUCAGGUGGUGCCAGACUCCCCCCUCCAUGACUGUCCGAGUCAAACCCACCAGCACGCGCUCCCACCAAGUCAAAAGAGGUCUUGGGCUUAAAAGAGCCAAUGGCCAGGAUGUUCAGGGUCCACCAGGGAAGAGUCAACCCACCAAGCAUCAGGGGGAGAUGUAUUAUUCCAAAAUGACCAUGAGCCCAACUAUUGUCAUCCAGCGCCAGGAAAUGGCAUCAUUCUUCAAACUUUUUGAUGAUGACUUGAUCCAAGACUUCCUGUGGAUGGACUGUUGCUGUAAAAUGACAGACAAGUACCUCCUUGCUAUGACCUUUGUGUACUUCAAAAGAGCCCACUUCACUCUUGUUGAAUACACCAGGAAAAAUUUUUUCAUGGCAUUGUAUCUUGCCAACACCAUGGAGGAAGAUGAGGAGCAGUACAAGUAUGAGAUUUUUCCAUGGGCUCUGGGCAAGAAUUGGAGGAAACACUUUCCUCACUUCCUCAACCAGCGAGACAAGCUGUGGGCUCGCAUCGACUACAGAGCUGCUGUCAGCAGGCGCUGUUGCGAAGAGGUGAUGGCGAUUCUGCCGUCUCACUUUGUGUGGCAGAGAGAGCGGUCAGAACACCACAGCGGCGCCCACCGGCAGUACGGUCACCAAGACAACACCCUCAUGCCCCGCGGACCAUCAGCCUCUCCCGUCUACUGUGCCUUCUGUACCCAUGAGACCGAGAGUCUAGAGGUUACCCCGCCCAGGACCACUACCUCUCUCAGGAAAGUGGAGAAUACUCGAAACAAGGAGCAAUGUUUCCCUUGCUGCGGUUCAGAGGCUGUUCCCAGUACGUAACACUAAACCACAUAUGUUCUGCUCCCGGCUACCAAUGGUGAAGUCAGAUGAAAGCCUUGACGUACUGUGAUCAAAUUCUGUUUGUCUCUUUCUCUUCAUCUCAUAUCUGAGUAAUAUCUGAUUGUGUUUGGGUGUGAUCCAGACUGUUGAAACUACAAAUAGGAUUUAUUUUGCAUGCUGGUAAUGGCUUUGAAUAAAAUCAUAUAUAUAAUAUCUUUGAUGUUUCUUUUCAAAGUUAUCUUACCUAGUGUCUGCUUAGAGACUUCCUGAUGGAAUUACAUUAGUGUGCCUGCUGUAGAGAGGAUUUAGACUCCUGUAUCAUUCCCCAACCUCCCUUUUAUCUGCUUUCCCACAGUGCUUCAUAGAGUCUGGCACUAUAAACUUUCGGGUACGUAGCACAUUAGCUUUAAGGCACAAGAGAUGAGGAGGUUUAGACAGAAAAUUCCAUAUCUUUAAUGUAAGUACUGUGUGAAAAUGCAAUGCAUGAGGCUUAGAAACUCAGCUAGGGGAAAAAAAACCCUAUGUGAAACCAUGUGAUUUAACUCUUAAGUAGCUUGACUGUUUGAUCAAAACUUCCCACUGACAUUAAGAUACUUUUUCAUCAUCUCCCUCUUUGUUAGGGGAUGAAUCAUCUCGCGGUUCCACAUACGACCACUCCAUGGACUGGAUCAGCAAGGAAUAGGGCAUCACAUCAUCUGAGCGGCUUUCCCUUUACACUGAUGGAGCACUUCUGUGUAUUUACAUCUCCCCUGUGUGCUAAAAAAACACAAAGGUUUGACUCACAAGUGCAAUUCAGAAUUUUGUGUUUACCUCUUUUAAAGCAAAUAUGGAACUGAUCGGAGCCAGUCAUUUAAGUGACUAUAAUAGCUGUAGUAAUGACUGAUAGAUGUACAACUAGAUCAACGUUGUACAUCAGUUGGCUGUUUGUUUUCACGUUAAGUAUUUAUUUAAUAUAUUCUUCAGAGUUGUAUCUAUUUUAUUUAUGUAAGCACUUCUGUUAUAUUUCUGACAACUCUUUCAUCACUGAUGUUUUAAAAAAAUGUCAUUGAAGAGUCGUCUAAAAUGAAAUGAAGAUUAAAAUCACACACCGGGCUUCAACUGGGUGUGUUUUUAGUACUGUUGCCAACGUGCCUGUUUAAUGGCCCAGUGUUGCCUGUUGAGUUCUGAAUAAAAGCUUAGUGAUUUG